Messenger RNA from Didymella exigua CBS 183.55, 1930 nucleotides. Its product is annotated as Zinc/iron permease. Gene Ontology annotation, biological process: zinc ion transmembrane transport. The coding region runs from base 281 to 1654 and encodes 457 amino acids. The record is from RefSeq and is a predicted model, not a curated record. Gene Ontology annotation, molecular function: zinc ion transmembrane transporter activity. Gene Ontology annotation, cellular component: plasma membrane. The transcript has 3 exons. Lineage: Eukaryota; Fungi; Ascomycota; Dothideomycetes; Pleosporales; Didymellaceae.
CGAUGCCUUGCGGCAUGGGACCGCACCUUCCCGAGGCUCUUUGUCAAAUGCGGCGAGACUAUGUGACGCAAUUUGCGAUCUUGCUACCACCGCAACCUGAGCGCAGCAUUGAGUGAAGUAAACCUUUGGGACUGAAUAACAGGAAGUUGCCCAGGCCUGGGAUUAUGUAAGGUGCAGGCUCACGGAAUCUGGGUCCGGCACCGGUACCAUUACCUGUUGGCAAGAGCACCUCGGUGGUCCAGACGCGUUUCCCAGCUUCCGGAGUCCCGGCCACAACGACAUGACGAAUGGCGACGGUCUCGUAGAAGGCCUCUCGCACUUCACCGCCGAUCUUCUGCGCAGAGAGCUGCAGCGCCGGCAGGAAGAAGUCGAGAAACCGGAGUGCGGAUCAAAGGGGGGAAAGAAGCACUAUAACACCGGAAUUCACGUGUUUGCCUUAGUUCUUAUUCUCGCCUUGAGCACGGCAGCUUGCUCUUUCCCUAUCGUCGUGAAGCGAUUCCCUGACAUCCCCGUACCCUCACGAUUCCUCUUCCUCUCACGACACUUCGGCACCGGCGUGCUCAUAGCGACUGCCUUCGUCCACCUCCUCCCCACCGCCUUCGAGUCCCUGACCGACCGAUGUCUUCCACAUUUCUGGAAUCGAGGCUACCCGGCCAUGCCGGGCCUCAUAGCCAUGACAGCCGUCUUUGUGGUCGUGGGCAUUGAGAUGUUCUUCGCCUCGAAGGGUGCUGGACAUUCUCACGCAGUUGACUACGACACACUCGGCCAGGACAACCACCACGCGCACGAUCGGCCAGGUCACAAGCGAAGCCACAGUUUCGGACGAUACAGCAGUGGCGCCAAUGGGAAUGUACCAGGCAUCGUAUUGCAUGAAGUAGACGUGGAAUCGUCUGAACAAUCUGGUCUUAUGGCAGGCCGUUCUCCAGCCCUUUCAAUGGUGUCUCCUACCACACCAACUGCGCCGAACGGUCACGCCGCCCGACGAAGCAUUGACAGUGAUGACGACUCAGACCUAGACAUCAGCCCUGAAGAACUCGCCAGACAACAAGAGGAGGAUGACCUGGAGGACGAGUCUCAGCUGCUGUCACAUCCACACGCGCUCAAGCGAACUCAUGACACCCGCGACCCUUCGCCCGAGACACCUGAGAAGACAGAGGCGCAGAACAAGAAGCUGCUGUUGCAAUGCCUGUUGCUUGAGGCUGGUAUCUUGUUUCACAGUGUUUUCAUUGGCAUGGCUCUGUCUGUAGCGACAGGAACCUCGUUCAUCGUACUACUGGUGGCUAUCUCCUUUCACCAGACAUUCGAGGGGUUUGCACUUGGAUCACGUAUUAGCGCCAUUCGCUUCCCUGCUGGAUCGCCUAAGCCUUGGCUUAUGGCACUGGCCUACGGCACAACGACUCCAGUAGGACAAGCAAUUGGCCUCGCAAUUCACACCCUCUACGAUCCAUUCAGCCAGACUGGCCUGCUGAUGGUAGGCUUCAUGAAUGCAAUCUCAAGCGGGCUGCUGCUGUUUGCUGGUCUCGUAGAGCUUCUCGCUGAAGACUUCUUGAGCGACGAGAGCUACGUCACAUUGCAGGGCAAGCGACGACUGCAAGCUUGUGGUAGUGUUGUAGCGGGAGCGGUGCUUAUGGCCCUAGUCGGCGCUUGGGCAUAGACUUCUUUCUCAAAUAAUAGAUACACAAUAAGCCGCACGGCGCCUUCGAAACCUCCUGCUUAAACUAUCAACGUUCUCAUUCCUCAGUAAAAGCUUUGAUAGUUCAUCGGAGUCGUUGAUAACAUUCUACAGAUCGCGCAACGUACACCAAUGCUAGACAUAGGCCUAGACGCGUGACAGCAGAGCUCUGAGACGAGUAUCAGAUUAUGAGAGUGUUCAAUGUGCUGAAAACCUCGUGGGUCGGGUUCAUUCGUGGCACACCUUCACCUACAUGUG